This is a messenger RNA of Paramecium sonneborni, 1362 nucleotides long. The record is from the annotation of a GenBank genome assembly. NCBI's taxonomy places the organism in Eukaryota, Ciliophora, Oligohymenophorea, Peniculida, Parameciidae.
AUGCUGAGUACAUCAUAAACUAGAAGUACCACUGAAACAAUUAGUAGAGUUGUUGUUGAUUAAAAAUAUGUGAUAGUGAAGAAUAUUUAUAAAGGAUAACAGUAUAACCUUUUUUUAGGUAAUAAAUGAUAAAGUUAAAAGAUAGUUAGCGAUUAAACAAGAAUAGUCUAAUGAUAUCAAUUAAUUUAACCACUAGGAGAAAUAUUAUCUGAUUAAAAUGAAGAAGUAUAUUUUACUGUAAUACUCUAGAUAAACUUAAUAAAAUGAGGCUAUUCCAGAACUUUAGUUUCUAAUUAGAUUAAAAGACUGUAACGAAAUCAUUUCCUAAUAUAGUCAAUUGUGUUCCCUUUCUUAUCAAAUAUGGAGAGUAAGUGAUUAAAGGAUCGAAAUAUCAUUACUAAAUUAUGGAAAGACAUGGUCCUUCUAUUAAACUUAUAUACAAUUAUUUAUCUAGAAAUAUACCAUUAUCAAUUUUAUGUUUGAUUGCUAUUUAAGCAGUAUCAUAACAAUAUUUUAUUCUUAGCUUACUUGUUUAGAAGUUAUUCAUAAAUAUCAAAUUGUUCAUCGUAAUAUAAGACCAAAAAAAUUAUUACUUUCAACAACUGGCAAUGAAAUUUUAUUAAGUGAUUUUAAAUAUGCUUGUAAAUUUAAAAAAUAACAUGGAUCAUUAAUGGUUAAUGAAAAUUACAAAUUAAAUUCAAACAAAUAUUUUCUCAAUAAAUACUCAAGUGUAAAUCAACAUCUUAAUUAAAGUAACUCAUAAUUCAUUAUUUAGUUCCUACACCAAAAGAUGAUCUAGAAUCUUUAGCAUACAUUUUACUUAUUUAUGCUUCUAACUCUAACGUUUUUUAAAUUGAAGCUGAAAAUAAAGGACUUAAACUUAAAAAGUUAGAGAGUGUUAAAAUAUCAAUUAUUCCUGAAAUUGCUUUUAAAUUUGCUCCAUUUGAAUUUAUUCAUUUUUUACAUCUUGUAAAGACUAGUAAUGCUAACGAUUAUCCAUAAGAUUAUGAAAAAUUUAAGCAAUUAUUUAGAAAAAUUAUUCAGACUAAUGGAUAUACAGAAAAAGAACUUUCAUAUCCUUUGUUCCAUAUGAAUUUACAAGAAAAAACUUAAUAAUCACUCUUUCAGAGUUAGACAAGCAAAUUUAAAAAAAUGUAACAUCAAAAAAUGAGUUCAGAAUCAAUCAAAGAAGAAGACCAAGAUGAUGAAAUAUCACUCUAUUAAACAGAGAAAGUUGGUGAAGAUAGAACUAUUGAACCAUUAAUUAAAGGAUUAGCAAAAAAGUCAUUUAAACAUAUUUCUUUUUUAAAUUAACAUUAAGUUGAAUAAUAAAUUGUAAAACUCAAAUUUACUAAAAAAUGA